This is a messenger RNA of Psylliodes chrysocephalus, 2728 nucleotides long. The record is from the annotation of a GenBank genome assembly. Lineage: Eukaryota; Metazoa; Arthropoda; Insecta; Coleoptera; Chrysomelidae.
UGGCGGUUAAAUCACCAACGGACGUCCUUCAACUGAUUUUGCUCAACGAGCUUAUGCGCUCGUCUCUGUUCAGUUUUUUAGUGUUUCUUUCCUUGUCGAAUCAGCUGCGCCAGUAGCCUGCUUGAGUGAUAAUGGAAGUUUAGUAAAAAUAGCGAAUUUUUGUGCGAAAAUUGUGGAUUUUUAAGUGAAAAGUGAAUGCAAAAUGGAUUACAAAAGCGUAGUCUACAAUGCUGCUAGAGACGGCAACCUAAAUAGGCUUAAGAUAUACCUGCACUGCAACAAGGGCAAAGACGAAGUGUCUAUGCUAGUGGCGGCGAAAACUUCGGGGGCCACCCCCUUGGUUAUAGCUUGCCGAAAUGGACAUUACGACGUUGCCGAGUACCUCAUUGAAAGAUGUCACGCGGAUUUGGAACAACCUGGAUCUGUAAUGUUUGAUGGCGAAACGAUAGAGGGCGCCCCGCCACUAUGGUGCGCAGCUGCUGCCGGCCAUCUUGACAUCGUCAAGCUGUUGAUCAGUCACGGUGCCAAGGUAAACACCACCACUCGGACAAAUUCGACACCCCUUCGAGCUGCCUGUUUCGACGGUCAUCUUGAUAUCGUCAAAUACCUAGUCCAACAUGGCGCCGAUAUAGAAGUAGCGAAUAGGCAUGGUCAUACAUGUUUAAUGAUCGCCUGCUAUAAAGGGCACAUCAGUAUAGCGAAAUAUUUAUUAAGUCUUAAGGCCAGUGUUAAUAGGAAGAGCGUCAAAGGAAAUACAGCGUUGCACGAUUGUGCGGAAUCCGGAAGUUUAGAAGUUUUGAAAUUAUUGCUCGAGCACGGAGCGAAAAUGGACGUAGAUUCUUAUGGAAUGACUCCAUUGAUGGCUGCAGCUGUGACAGGACAUAAUCAUAUAGUAGAAUAUAUAAUAAACGUUCCAAAUUUCGUGUCGAGGAAACAAAGAAUCGACGCUAUAGAAUUAUUGGGUGCAACUUGUGUAGAUAAAAAACGUGAUAUGAUAGGUGCUUUAGAAUUAUGGAAAGUAGCAAUAUUUGAAAGGUACUACCUUCAUGAUGAUCCAAUUCCCAAACCUGCCACUCAGACAAUUGCCGCCUAUGACAACGUGGUGGAAGUCAAUGAUUUAGAAAGCUUAGAUGAUCUCCUUGCCGAUCCUGAUCAAAUGAGAAUGCAGGCAUUGGUAAUUAGGGAACGGAUACUCGGUCCAGCACAUCCAGACACUAGUUAUUACAUCCGAUAUAGGGGAGCCGUGUAUGCGGACGCAGGGAAAUUCAAUAGAUGCAUAGAACUGUGGAAUUACGCGUUAGACAUGCAACAGAGCAUGUUAGAAAGGUUGAAUCCGAUGACGCAGAGCAGCCUCUUUAGUUUUACCGAACUCUUCUCUUUUAUGAUGUGCGAGGAAGGUAAACAUAGAGGUACCAGGGGACGAGUGGUACCAUCCGUCGAUGUAGCGGAAAUUCUCAGAGUUUUCAAUAAGGCUGUUAAAGAAGUAGAACUAGGAAGUAUAAUGAUAGAAAGGAUGAUGAACAGCAAAGGCGAUCUCAAUUACUUGACCCGUGUCAUGGUCAUAACCCUCCAUCUAGCCUGUCUUCUCACUCGACUCCUCGAUCAUCAUACCAGCAGUGACGAGGUGACCAAAGAAAUACAUCAAGCGAUUUACAACUUGGUGAAGCUCAAAGUGAAAGCGAAGAGCGGAAGAACGAUGCUACAUUUGGCGUGUUGCAGGGAUGUUGCCAUAUUGGGGAGGUAUCCUGCUUGUCAAUUUCCAUCUCCUCAUUUAGCAGAGGUUUUGUUGAAAGUUGGUGCUGACCCCAAUCUAAAAGACGAAGACGGCAACACCCCUCUCCACCUUACCGCAAUGGCCAAACCGUGCCCCCCAUCCAGCGUAGUUCAAGUUCUUCUCGCUAAUGGCGCCCACAUCGACACCGUCAAUAAUGUCGGAGAAACGUUCUCCGAUCUCCUCAAAGGCCAACCUGUCCACCAGCUUGUCAACACAGUGAAAUACACCAGACUGAGUUGCACCGCGGCGCGCGUCAUUAGACAGUUCAAAAUACCCUAUAGGGGAAUCGUACCUUCUGCGCUCGAGUCGUUCAUUGCGUGCCACUGAAGUUUUUUUGUGAUUUUUAAGUUUUUUUAAAUUUCGGGUCGAAACGGUAAUGUCCCAGUUUAAGGUUGAUUUUAAUUCUAAAAAUUUAGCGGUUUGAUUUGUAAGGAAUGUCUUGAAAUCUGUUUUUACCAUUAUAUAACUGCUAUGUUCAAGUUUAAUUAUGACAUAAAAGAUGACGUUGACAUAAUAUAAAAAAAUGACUGAUGACAUUCAAAAUUAACUUGACACAUCUAAAACAAAAGAGUUAUCGCCACUUGUCACUUUACAUACAAACAUUGCGUUCGGUCUGCCAAGUUCCUUUAACACUUUUUACUUCAAACGACCCUUUUAGCGUUCGGUUUAGUCCAAUUAGUGGCAGUUUAACCCGCUUAAAUGUCAUUUAAAAGCACCCUAAAAACUCCGCGUUUGUCCCGCUCCAGCCCCUGACUAUCCGAACUCGCCUACUAAUUAGUGUUAUCGCAAAUGUCAUUUGUCAGAACUCAAGUAUAAAUAAUCGAAUAUCUUAUAAUCAUUAUUGUUCUUAGAUCGGUUCUAUUAUCUUCUAUUGACAUUGACCAUUAAAACAAUAAAAUAUUUAGAUGGUUACUCACUAAGAGAAAAAUGUUUUCUUGUUUACUUUGUUUUUUC